Messenger RNA from Monomorium pharaonis (pharaoh ant), 3391 nucleotides. RefSeq lists its product as uncharacterized. Lineage: Eukaryota; Metazoa; Arthropoda; Insecta; Hymenoptera; Formicidae. The transcript has 4 exons. The record is from RefSeq and is a predicted model, not a curated record. Bases 648 to 2864 code for a protein of 738 amino acids.
CGCAUGCAGGAAAAGGAAAGACUACAGACAACGCUAGUACCCGGCAAGGGACCGCCGGAAAGUCAGCUAAUCCGCAGGAACCGGCUACCUCACAUUCGCUAUUACCUCAUGAUGGUCCAGCGAUUCAAAGAGGAUCGGCUCUGUGUGCGACUGUGCGUACAUGCUUGAGUUCGGAAUCGCAUCACUGCCGGUGACCGGUGUCUUGAAUUGUUGCGGAAAUCGUUUGUGGAAAGUGUAAACGGCCUUAUACCAGAAUAAAGAGAUCGAGAAUAUACAGGAAUAGCAUUAAGCGAAGAAUCAACUGGAGCUUUUUAAUAUCAAAAAAGUAUCAUACAACGAUACACGAUUAAAGGCGCAAUUGCAAAUACUUCUUCAUGUCUCGUGGACCGGUGUCUUUUUUUGUUGCUACUUGGAAAUAGUUUGUAUAGUGUAAACGAUCUUCACAUAGAGAAUACAGCAUAUAAACGAACUUCAACUAAAGGUAUGUAGAUACAUGUAUUAUAGUGCUGCUGAAACACGAAAUGCACACACAAUGAAUAGAAAUUAAAAAUUAUUUAUUUCUACUUUUUAUUUUUCAUUAAAUUUUUGUAACUAAUAUUUAAUUUCUUUUAAAUUGUUGAAUUUUUAUUGGACAUCAAUAUCGAGGGAUGCCAUUCAAAUUUAAGCCAUUUAUGAGCCUCAGCACGAGGCACAAGAGAAGGCGGUUAUCUGCCUUGUUAAUGGAAGAUCAUUCAAGAGACUUUGAAUCCGCCAAAAUUCCGGCACCACUAUCUGUCUCCGGUAACGAUAUCCAAAACGAUGAUGAAUCUAUUACUGAUAACAAUGGAAAUACUUCUGGCACGAGCGAGGAAGUGGAAUACAGUGAAGGCACCGAAGGAGAAGAAGAAGAAGAAGAAGAAGAAGAAGAAGAAGAAGAAGAAGUAGCAAAUGAACAAGAAGAAAGAGAAGUCGAUAGAAAUAACGCAGAAGCACAAGAUAAUAUGGAAGACGAAAAUAUGUCGGACGCUUCGGAACAUGAAAAUGAUAAUGUUUUACAAAACCUGGACGAGCUGAGGACGACAGCAUUACAAAAUGCCUUUUUAGCAGCAAAUGUGAAACAUACCCAAGGCAAUAUAUUACUCAAAACGUUGCGUGAGUUCCCUUUUAACAUAAAAUGUCUACCGAAGGACACGAGGACGUUACUUCAAACGCCUAAUGAUAUUGCUAUGAGGAACAUUCAACAAAUUGGUGGAGGAGAAUAUCUUCAUUUGGGUUUAAAAUAUACUCUUAUCAAAAAAUUGAAAAGUCUUCCUGAACAUAUGUUACCGGAAACAAUAGAAAUCGAUUUUAGCACCGAUGGUGCUCAAAUCCACAAGAGUGGCACAGGUCAGUUUUGGCCCAUUCAAUACAGAAUUUAUAAUUGUGUUGAUAAAAGGCCUGUAAUCGCGGGUAUCUUUAAAGGAACACAGAAACCAUCGGAUACUUUUCAAUUUUUUGAACAGUUUGUUCAAGAAAUUAUCGACAUACACGAAGAAGGCGGUGUUCAUAUAAGAAAUCGACGAUUGCCAUUAAAAAUUCGAUGUUUUAUUGCCGAUGCACCAGCGAGGGCAUUUGCUUUAAAUCAUUAUGGACACAUAUCAUCAAGCGCAUGUUCAAAAUGUAAAGUGGAAGGUCAUCGUUGCGAAGAAACGGUAUUUUUUCGAGGAACGAUGGUUUUUCCGGGGAUUCGUCAUCCGCCAAGAACGGAUGAACAGUAUCGGAAUAUGGUAGAUGAAGAUCACCAUAAAGGUGCAAGUCCCUUAAGUCCCCUAAUGGGACUGGUGACGCAAGUUCCAUUUGAAACUAUGCACCUCCUAUAUAUCGGAAAUGUAAAAAAAAUUUUACACACACAUCUGAAAGGAAAGUAUGGAAAACAGAAAUUGAAUAUAAGAAAAGUAGAAAUUCUUGAUUCAAGAAUGGCAGAUCUUCAAGCAUACUGUCCUUCGGAAUUCAACCGCCGCCCAAAUAAAUUCUCCAUGUUUAGUCAUUUCAAAGCCACUGAGUUCAGACAAUUGUUACUGUAUACUGCUCCGGCUGUGCUGCAAAAUGUUUUAAGUGAAGAAUACUAUGAACAUUUCAUGCUACUACAUUUUGUGAUGCGCCUUCUUAGCUUGCAAAAUAUUCCCGAUUCAACGUAUGUUUGGUGUCAAGAAGCUUUGGAAAGUUAUGUCUGCUUAUGCGAGGAACUGUACGGAGAACAGUUUCUCUCAUAUAACGUACACGGUCUUUUACAUGUAGUCGACGAUGUUGCAAGAUUGGGACCUUUGGAAACAUAUAGUGCCUUCUGCUACGAGAAUAAUAUGCCUGAAUUCCGAAAAUACAUACGAAAACCGCACCUCGCUCUUCAACAAUUUUACAAUAGGAUUUGCGAAUUAAAUGAUGUUCUUCUGGCUCCCGCUAAUAAUAAAAUCCAAAUUUGUGCAUCUAAAAUUCACGCAGAUGGACCUCUAUUGCAAAAUAUGCCUACCCGUCUUUGUCGACAAUUUCGGAAAUUGAAAAUUGGGAACAUUACAUUUUCCACUUCCCUUCGUGACAAUUGCUGUAUUCUGAAUAAUGCAAACAUCUGCGUUAUACAAAACAUAGUCCAAAUAGAGGGAAGAACUACGUUCAUCGUCAAAAAAUUUCGAACACAGAUUCACAUAUAUGAUGUUGGUAGGACAUCUGAUUUGGCAAGAGUUUUCCAGUGUUCUAAUUUAUCCAUUGCAAUCGAGGCAAUAAACUUGACGGAUGUAAAAGGCAAAAUGUACAGAAUGCCGAAAUGGAGCUCUCAGGAAGGUGAAGAAGAGCUUGCUCUUGAACAUGAGUGGAUUUGUGUAUCACUAAUAACACCUCUGGUGUUACCGUAACAUUGGUGAAAUGUGAAUUUAAAAAGACGCAAAAGAAAUAUUGUAAAAAUGAAGAAGUAGUGAACAGUACAGUGGAACCCCGCGUUAGUGUACUUCGCGUUAGCGGAAAUUAUCCCCUUCAUAUGCAGUCGGCCCACGUGAGUAGCGUGUGUGGGGGAUAGCAAUACGCUACGUAAUACGCUAUAUCCCUAAAUUUCACGGAGUGGGAGUGAAACCAAGCAAUAGGAGAUCACCCCGCGUUAGCGGACUAGAGCCCCGAAGAGUCCGCUAAAGCGGGAUUCUACUGUAUUAUAGAUAUGUGACAGUAUUAUAUAUGACGCAGUGCCAUUAUAUGACAGUAAAAUUCCGUACAUUAUUUUUCACAAUAAUUCAUUUUAAUAUGCAAAGUUUAUUGAAAUGGACAAUACCAUUGCUUUUUGAGAUUCUUUUUAUUUCCAGAAGAAUUUAUUUGAAAUUUGUAUAAAAGCAAAGUUAUAAAAUUAUAAAUUAUUGUAAAUUGUAUAGAUUAUUACAUUCCAUUUAACAUG